Molecule: messenger RNA, 2152 nt
Organism: Venturia canescens
Lineage: Eukaryota; Metazoa; Arthropoda; Insecta; Hymenoptera; Ichneumonidae
Gene: beta-PheRS
Product: phenylalanine--tRNA ligase beta subunit
Exons: 12
Coding region: 225-2024 (599 amino acids)
Biological process (GO): phenylalanyl-tRNA aminoacylation
Cellular component (GO): phenylalanine-tRNA ligase complex; cytoplasm
Molecular function (GO): phenylalanine-tRNA ligase activity; RNA binding; ATP binding
Source: RefSeq, a predicted model, not a curated record
UCAUAAUCAUACUUACCAUAUUUUUUUACACUCCGGCUCUGGCUAACGGCUAAAAGAUUUUCGAGCAUGAUUACGGAAAUACAAUACCUUCUUUAAAAUUUAAUGCAAUUUAAUAUUAACAGUUCGUUAAAUUUUAUCUCGAAAAUCAAUAAAUUCUGUAACAAUAUAGAAAAAAUAGAUAACUUUCUUGACAUUGCGAAUUAAGGUUAUAAACGACUCCAAUAAUGCCGACUGUUGGAGUUAAACGUGAUUUGCUUUUCAAAGCUCUCGGGAAAACAUAUUCCGAUGAUGAAUUCCAGAGUUUGUGCUUUGAGUUUGGCUUAGAGCUCGAUGAAGUCACAACGGAGAAACAAAUGAUAACAAAGGAGCAAGGGGCUGAACAGAGUACUGGGGCAUCCGAAGAAAUUAUUUAUAGGAUUGAUGUUCCAGCCAACAGAUACGAUCUGUUGUGUCUGGAAGGACUCGUUACUGGACUGCUUAUUUUCCAGGAGAAAAUGCCAGUACCACGUUAUAAAACCAUUGUCCCGAAGACAGGAUUACAAGUGAUGAGAGUAACAGACCAUUGUGCGCAAAUCCGACCGUACGUAGUCUGCGCUAUUCUGCGAGAUGUGACGUUGACCAAAGAUUCGUACAACAGCUUCAUCGAUCUUCAGGAUAAAUUGCAUCAAAAUAUAUGUCGUAAACGCUCCUUGGUUUCCAUCGGUACUCAUGAUUUAGACACAAUUGUAGGACCGUUUACGUAUGAUGCAAAAUCACCGAACGACAUUCGCUUUAUACCCCUUAAUCAGGAGAAAUUGUUCACGGGAAAUGAAAUAAUGGAUUUGUAUGCGAAUCAUGCUCAAUUAAAAGCAUAUUUGCCCAUAAUAAAGGAUAGUCCAGUCUAUCCGAUAGUUUACGAUGCGAAUGGUGUGGUAAUGUCUCUUCCACCGAUAAUCAACGGAGACCAUUCGAAAAUCACCCUCAAAACGAAAAAUAUACUGAUCGAGUGUACGGCAACCGACUUGACGAAAGCGAAGGUGGUACUGGAUACGAUAGUUUGUGCUUUUAGCGAAUAUUGUCGCGAUAAGUACACUGCGGAGAGUGUCAAGAUCGUUUAUCCUGGUGAAAGGGAAUCGGAGAGUCAUUUGUAUCCAGAUUUGAAUUAUCGGAGCGAAAAAAUCAGUUGUGCCAAAGCGACUAAUUACAUCGGUGUCAAGACGUCUCCAGAGACCGUUGCUAAAUUAUUGUCAAAAAUGUGUCUCGAGACUCGAGUCUCUGACAAGAAGAAUGGAGAAUUGGAUGUCGAAAUACCACCGACUCGGCAUGACGUCAUUCACGCCUGUGAUAUUUACGAGGACGUCGCGAUCGCUUGGGGUUACAACAAAAUCGUAAGGACGAUACCGAAAACUUCUACGAUCGGACAGGAGUUUCCUCUUAACAAACUGUCGGAUCAAAUACGCGAGGAAUUGGCUCACGCAGGAUUCACAGAAGCUCUCACUUUUUCGUUGUGUUCCCGUGAGGACGUGUCCGAAAAAUUGGGCCACGAUUUCGCCACGGUUCCAGCAGUCACGAUAUCAAAUCCGAAAACGUUGGAAUUUCAAGUCGCAAGAACGUGCCUGCUGCCGGGUCUUCUGAAGACAUUAGCAGCGAACAAAAAAAUGCCACUGCCUUUGAGACUGUUUGAAGUAUCGGACGUCGUUCUCUUGGAUCCGGAUAGCGAGUGCGGCGCUCGAAACGAGCGACGUCUUGGAGCUAUUUAUUGCAAUAAAUCAGCUGGCUUCCAAGUCAUUCACGGACUCCUUGACAGGGUUAUGCAAAUGCUCCAGGUCCCAUGGAGCUCGAGCAAGGACGGUGGCGAGGAGAAUCUUGGAUAUUAUCUCGAAGCUGAUGAGGAUCCGACCUACUUUCCCCAAAGAUGUGCCAGGAUAAUGGUCGACGGUCAACCAAUCGGGAAAAUGGGAGUUUUGCAUCCAGACGUUUUAUCGAAAUUCGAUCUCGGUCUGCCUUGUUCUGCGAUGGAAAUUAAUCUCGAAUUGUUUUUGUAACGUUUCAUCGCUAGGAAUACUUCUUAUAUUUGUGGAUUAUGUAAACUACAGAGGGUUCUAAACGUUCUAUAAUUUCUAUAAAAAUCUUUACUAUUCGAAUACAAUAAAUAAUAUACAAUAAAAAAAAA